Molecule: messenger RNA, 3111 nt
Organism: Bathycoccus prasinos
Lineage: Eukaryota; Viridiplantae; Chlorophyta; Mamiellophyceae; Mamiellales; Bathycoccaceae
Exons: 1
Coding region: 1-3111 (1036 amino acids)
Biological process (GO): adenosine to inosine editing; RNA processing
Cellular component (GO): cytoplasm; nucleolus
Molecular function (GO): protein binding; double-stranded RNA binding; tRNA-specific adenosine deaminase activity
Source: RefSeq, a predicted model, not a curated record
AUGAACAACGAACGCUUUCACCGUCCUAAACGUAAGAAGGGAAACAAACUCGCGACGAAGGAAACCAACCUCGAAGCGUUUCUCGAAAAGCGCACGACUGAACGAAACGAUUUUGGUGAAACGAUGGUGAACUUGAAAGAUUGCGAAUUUGAUUCUUGGAAAACGUUUAAGAGUUGCAUUCGGUUGAUAUUUCAAUCGUCGUCGAUUGAUAAUAAUAAUAACACGCGCUGUUGUCGCGCGUUGAACGUCUCGAGCGUGAGAGUGUUGUCGUCGUCGUGCGAGGAAGAAGAAGAGGAGAACAACAACAACAACAGUUCGUUAUUUUUGGAAAGUCUGUUCGAGGACGAAAAGGAGGAGAAGAAAAACACAAUUCUAGAGCGCUUGCGAGAGAUGAACGUGAGUGGAAACGAGAAGGCGUUCAGGAAUCAGAAAGGAUGCGACAAGUUCGUGGAGUGUUUGAGGAGGACGAGAAAUGUUCGCGUGGAGAGAUUGAACGCGUCCAGCUGCGACGUGGACGACGCGUUCGUGGAAAGUCUUUUGGCGUCGCCUUCAUCGUUGAAGCGUUUGAGAGCGUUGAACUUAAGAAACAAUAAACGGUUGACAGAUAGGACCAUAGAUGCGGUUCUGAGGUUUUGCGAGGAUACGGGCAGUUCGUGCGUGUUGACGGACGUAAAUUGUUCAGGAGGGACGUUCUCGGCGGCGGCGAUUGGAAGGCUGGGAGAGGCGUUGGAAAGAAACGCGGUUGGAUAUUUGAGAAGGAGACUGAAGAAGGAAGGAGUUUCGAAUUGCAACGUGACCGACGGCAUAUUUAUGCGUCUGUUCGAGGAUAUCGUGAUAUUAAAAAACGCUGUGGAUGUGCGGAACAACAACAUAACCGAGAAUGGAUUCAAACAGUUUUUUGAGAAGUUUUCCGUGCAUUGUUGUGAAAAGGAAAAUAACGACGCGUCGUUUUCAUCUCCCUUACAAUUGAUGUGCGAUGGAAAUCCGGGGUUCUCAUCGUCUUGGUGUAAGCGACUACUCGCACUGUGCGCGUUCAACGGUUUAUACGAAAAGUGUCGACAAAAUCGAAAAGGUGAAGCCAUGCGAAGUUUAGGUGAAGUUGGUUUCGGGUGCGUCGGGUGCGAGGUGAUCGCGCCGAGAAUUCUAAGGCGAAUGCCCUUUUUAGAGUCCAUCGGUUUACACCACAAUGAUAUUAAUGACGAGGGAUGCGCGCACUUAUCCGAACUAUUUGCAAAGCAUACCUGUGUGUUAGAAGUUGCUCUCUAUGGGAAUAAAAUAGGUCCAAUUGGUGCUCAAUCUAUCGUUGACGCGUUUACUGCGCGAACGAAGGAGCGUUUAAGCGGUAAUAGUAGUAUUAGGGGAUUAGAAAUUUUAGACAUAGGAGGGAAUCCAAUAGGGAACGCUGGUGUGCGUCUCAUCGCUAAGCUCAUUACACUCGAAGAAACGCUCGUCGAGGUACACGUUGAUCAUGUCGGUUUCAACGAGGAAGGUGCGCACGAAUUACUUCGUGCGAUGGAAAUGCGUUUGAAUAACGGUCAGCCGAUGCGAACGAUUUGGGCACACGGGAACGAUAUAUCGGAUGACUUCUUAACGUCACUGACAAACUUGUGUCGAAAUAGACAUGGAAACGCCGCAAUCGAUGGAGGAAGUAGCGAUGAGGAUGACUGUGAUCACGAUGAUACGUCUCAUACUCAGUAUCAACCUAAACCGGACGGUGUUUGGGAUGCCCAGGAGUGUGAAACGCGAGCGCUCGAAGCGACUAAGCGCGGUGACAAUACAGAUGCCGCCGCUCGCUUAAAAAGUAAUCGGAUCGCGUCGCAUGCGUUUGGUACGUAUAAACGAUAUUGCAAAAGGCAUUAUGAAAACGCCAAAGGUGCGGCGUGCUUUGCUGCCUUUGUUGCGUAUGAGAAGAGCACCUCUCGCGUAAAAGUCGCAAGUUUAGGUGUUGGAACAAAAUUCGUACCACCAGACGUAGCAGGAUCUGCAUUUGUAUCGAGCAGAGAUGAUGUCAUUCGCGAUUCGCACGCAGAAAUUCUUGCGCGACGGAACUUUCUGCGUUAUUUGUACGCGGAGAUGAAUGAUAGUGUUCCUGGUGGUAAAAUGGCAUCUUCGGGCGCUGCGGUACAAUAUAACGAUGACAAUAACUUUAGCGUUUUGGAGAUGAACGAUGGAUGGUUUCGCAAACGCGACGACGUUGAGAUACACUUGUACGUAUCAAGUGCACCGUGUGGUUCAGCGAGUCUGAACUUGGAAAGCUCGUUAAGUUGCUUUCCGCACGCGACACGUAAAGGCACUAACGUCUCCUCAGCCCAUAAUACCAUCGAUGACGAGAAAGUACCACCAGGAUGUGUUGUUUUACGUGGGGGUGUUCGCGAAGCAAUCGGGAAUCCCAAACAAACGCUUUCGUGCUCGGAUAAGAUCGCGAUUUGGUGUGCACGUGGCGUUCAAGGAUCGAUUUUAACGGCUUCGUUUAUCAAAGAGCCAAUAGUGCUGAGUAGUGUAGCGUGUUCGAGAAAAUAUGACGGUGACCGCCUGUUUGAAGCAACGUACGGGCGCACGUGCUGCUCUUCUCCAUCGUUGAACGGUAAGAAUUAUGAAAACAAAGCUACGAAACAUUUAUGCACUCAGAUGGCAUCUAUAUCGAUCGAGUUCAAGGAACGAUCCGUUCGCGCUCGCGCCGACGUCGGCGAAUCUGACGAAUCUGUAUCCUGGUGCGCGUACGAUACCAUCGCGCGCGUCCACGACGGACGAACUGGUUUGGCAAUAUCUGGGCGAGGUAAACCACCUCGCGCGUCAAAGUACGAUUUGAAAAUGCAGUUUCUAAAGCUCCUCUCAUCGAUUUUUAAAGACGAUGCUAAUAGUAGUAUCGCGAAAGCGAAUGGAAACGGAUGUUCAUUUGUUCACGGCGACGAUUUUACCUCGGUCUCGUUACUCAAAAAGCGGUUGCAAGACUCCUACGCGUUCGCGAGAAACGCGGAGGAAACUAUCGCCUCCUCGCCUUACGCAAAAUUCAAAGAAACUGUUUUGAGAGGUGAUGGUAAAUCAGCAUCGGUAUCGUUCUUGGAGGGAGAUUGUGUAAACGUCGCGUGGAGAGACGGGAUGGCCGGUUAA